AUUUCAGUACAGAGAAUAAUUAUUUUACAAUAUCGUAAUAUCCGGUUCCGGUUUUUCGCGUCCUGUCAUUGGUCGAAAUGCGUAUUUUUAAAUUUUAUAACACUUUUCCCGCCGUUUUUCAACAAAUCAAAUCAUUUGUCAUUGCGCCUGUGCAAAAAAAACCUUUGUUCCUCGUUUUCGUUUCCGAUCUGUUCCCUUUUCCGUCUUUUCCUUUCUGUCUUGGGGCUGUGUAGAACUACUGCCUACCAAACGACGCCAUGAAUCAACGCUUUCUUUGUUUAAUCGGUUUUAUCGAAUUGUACAAUAAAGUUAUCAUGGAAAUUUUAUAAAAUACGAACAUUUUAUUCAGUAUGGAUAACGUUGUAACGGCAGAAUGCCUUACGCUAGACUUUGGUCCAUUUGCAACUGUUCAUUCAUGGGAGCGAAUGCCGGAUUGCGCCGAAUUUGUUGGGGCGAGGCGUAGCAAGCAUACUGUUGUGGCUUAUAAGGAUGCGAUUUAUGUUUUUGGCGGUGACGAUGGUAAACGAAUGCUAAAUGACUUGCUUCGUUUUGACGUUAAAGAGAAAUCUUGGGUCAAAGCUCUCGCAAAUGGACAGGAGAUCUCUCCGCGUUACCAUCAUUCUGCAGUGGUGCACGACUCGUCCAUGUUCGUUUUUGGAGGCUACACCGGCGACAUUCAUUCGAAUUCUAAUCUCACGAAUAAAAAUGAUUUGUUUGAAUAUAAAUUUCAAACUUGCCAGUGGACCGAGUGGAAGUUUAUCGGAAAAACUCCAGUUGCACGAUCUGCUCACGGUGCUGCUGUUUACGACAAUAAGUUGUGGAUAUUUGCCGGUUAUGAUGGAAAUGCUCGCCUUAAUGAUAUGUGGACAAUUUCAUUAUUGCCCGGAGAUCAUAAAGUUUGGGAGGAAGUGGUCCAGUCGGGAGAUUGUCCACCGACUUGUUGCAAUUUUCCAGUCGCAGUUGCUCGUGAAUCGAUGUUCGUCUUCAGCGGUCAAAGUGGCGCGAAAAUUACCAACAGUUUGUUCCAGUUUCAUUUCCGAGAGAAAAGAUGGACACGAAUUUCCGCUGAGCAUAUCCUGAGAGGUGCCCCACCUCCACCUGCACGUCGCUACGGUCACACGAUGGUAACUUUUGAUCGGCAUCUUUACGUAUUUGGAGGAACUGCCGAUUCGACUUUACCCAACGAUCUGCAUUGCUAUGAUCUCGAUACACAGACGUGGAGUAUUGUGUCACCGUCGUCUGACAGUCAGAUACCAUCGGGUCGAUUGUUUCACGCAGCGGCUGUGAUUGGCGAGGCGAUGUUUAUUUUCGGCGGUACAGUCGACAAUAACGUUCGAUCUGGUGAAACCUAUCGAUUUCAGUUUUCUUCGUAUCCAAAGUGCACUUUACAUGACGAUUUCGGAAGGUUAUUGAACAAUCGUCUCUUCUGCGAUGUUGAAUUCAAUGUCGGUGAAUGUGAAACAAAAAUUCCUGCACAUAUUGCAAUCGUAGCGGCGAGAUCACAGUCGCUUCGGAAUCUAAUUAGACAGGCGCGAGAAUGUCAGGAAAAAGAGGAUACGAUUGAGAACACCAAAGUAGCCGUGAAGGAUUCUCUCCUAAAGGUGAAGUUAACGGACGCAGUGCCCGAGGCUUUCGAAAUGGUAUUGAAUUACAUCUACACGGAUCGUAUCGAUCCGACUAAACGCAUAGAGGAUCCAUUGAGUAAUCGAAUUGUAUUGCUCAUGAUGGACGUCUACAGGCUCGCUGUUCAAUUCAAUAUGAAACGUUUGGAACAACUUUGCGUCCAUUAUCUCGAAGCAACUAUAAGUUACGCCAAUGUUUUGGAAGCACUACACAAUGCGGCCCAUUUGAAGCUCUACUUUAUUAAAGAAUUCUGUCUCAGUUUCGUGGUAAAGGAGAGCAAUUACAAUCAAAUAGUAAUGAGCCAGGAAUUCGAGACAUUGGAUAAACCCCUGAUGGUUGAGAUAAUCAGACGUCGACAAAUGCCACAAGCGAGAACUUUUACGAAAAACUAUGAAUUGGGAACAGGCACAACACUAGAGCAAGACAUGGAGGCAUUUCUAAAAACCGUGGGACGUGAAUUUUGUGAUAUUACCCUGAUCUUGGACGGUGUACCAAUUCCAGCUCAUAAAGCAGUACUCGCUGCGAGGUGCGGCUACUUCGAAGGCAUGUUCCGAUCAUUUAUGCCUGAAAAUAACACAGUUAACAUUCAAAUUGGAGAAAUGAUUCCAUCGCCUGAAUCUUUCGACUCUCUGCUGAGGUACAUUUACUACGCGGACGUUGCAAUGCCACCUGAAGACUCGCUCUAUCUCUUCACGGCUCCGGUUUUUUACGGUUUCACAAAUAAUCGUCUGCAGGCGUUUUGUAAGCAGAAUUUGGAAAUGAACGUCACGUUUGAAAAUGUUAUACAAAUUCUAGAAGCAGCUGACAGAAUGCAGGCCGUGGACAUGAAGAAGUAUGCACUAAAUCUCAUUGUACACAAUUUCAGCAAGGUUGCACGUCUGCCGAGAUUGAAACAAUUAAAUAGAGAUUUGUUGCUGGAUAUAAUAGAAGCACUUGCUGACGAACAAAGUGAGGCUCGAACUUGUCAGGAUAUGACUAGUGAUUGCUGACAAAUCCUAACCAUUAUUGAUGGUAGAUAAAAAAGUCCAGUAUGAAUUGAUCGGGAAUAUUUCAAAAGGCUCUAUCACUAACAACUCGAUGAAAUAUUCUUCCUCCAAAGCUGCGAGAAGUAUUUCCUACGUCAUUCUACUAGUCCUGGAGAAUCCUUUCAGAGGUUGGUUAAUAGUACUCUUUACAUGUUUUCUGGUUGGCAUCCAGAAUUCGAGAAAAGUACACAAACAUCUAAUUUACGACAUGAUGUCGUUUUUUGCUUUAUUUGUCAUUUCAAUCGAGAGUUUCGGUCGAAAUUGAAGUGCAAAACUUUUAUUGACAAAAAAUGAAGUUAUCCGAAUAAUAAGAAAUCUUUUUUCAAUUUAUAUCAUGAUUAUAUUUUCACUUUAAUUAAUUUACUUUCAUAACUAAUUGUUUUCAUCUUGAUUCUUUACAAGAAUCAAAUGCCAAAUUAUCUGGCACCUUCACUAUUCAUUUAUUCUGUAAUUAUUUUAAAUAUUUACAGAAAAUUUCAUAAAUUCACAUUGAAAAAUUCAUUUAUUUAAAGAGUUUUUCGUGUGUUUUUUCGAACUUAUCCCAAUGGAAUUUUGAACAUAUUUUCUAUUGCUUUCAGAAUUGAGAGUGUUACGUCGUAUAAGGCGAAUCCGUUUAUUUUCAUUUUUUGAUAUCAUAAAAUCAUGCAUUCCUAAAUUCACUCAAAUUAAGAGAAUGAAUCAUAAACUCCUUUUAUUCAACAAUAAAUCAAACUCAAUAAUCCUGGAGUGAAUAUAUUCAUGUAAAUUGUCUGUAUGUUCAUCAUCGAUUUUUUUGAAAGGAAACUUUCAUUCAACAAUAAAUCAAACUCAAUAAUCCUGGAGUGAAUGUAUUCAUGUAAAUUGUUAGUAUGUUCAUCGUCGACUUUUUUGAAAACGAUAUUUUGAAAGGAGGUAUACUUCUUUCCGUCUGUGCUUAGAGAAAUCGUUCCAAUAAGUAAUGUCUUUUAGCAUAACAAAAUUUUGUAUAAACAAAAUACUUUUAAACUAAAAGAUUCAUAUAUUUUUUUAUUUAUAUAAAAUCGUUUUAUGAAUGGAAUGGAAAGAAAAUUGUUCACAAGGAGAAAUGAAAUAAAGAGAUUUAAUGUUAAAUAAUAACAGUAA
This is a messenger RNA of Leptopilina heterotoma, 3749 nucleotides long. It is a transcript of the gene Lztr1, whose product is annotated as leucine-zipper-like transcriptional regulator 1. Lineage: Eukaryota; Metazoa; Arthropoda; Insecta; Hymenoptera; Figitidae. Gene Ontology annotation, molecular function: protein binding. The transcript has 9 exons. The record is from RefSeq and is a predicted model, not a curated record. Bases 351 to 2612 code for a protein of 753 amino acids. Gene Ontology annotation, cellular component: Golgi apparatus.